Molecule: messenger RNA, 3603 nt
Organism: Lodderomyces pseudojiufengensis
Lineage: Eukaryota; Fungi; Ascomycota; Pichiomycetes; Serinales; Debaryomycetaceae
Gene: UTP22
Product: rRNA-processing protein
Exons: 1
Coding region: 1-3603 (1200 amino acids)
Biological process (GO): rRNA processing; tRNA export from nucleus
Cellular component (GO): small-subunit processome; UTP-C complex; CURI complex
Source: RefSeq, a predicted model, not a curated record
AUGAGCAAAAGAAAAUCGAAUGAAAUUGAAAACAAGACCAAUCACUCUAAUUCAAAUGCAAAGCAAUACAGCAACGGCAAUACAAAUGGAACAAAGUUAAAACAAAAAUUUUCAAAAGAGGUGGACACCGAACUAAAUGGUAAUGGCAAACAAGCAGUACAUGUGGAGAAUAGGGAUGAAGAUGUUCACGAAGAAGGCGGCGAUAGUUAUAGUGAUAAUGACGAAGAUGACGACGAAGAUGAGGAAGAUGAUGAGGAAGAGCAAAACUCCGAACCUAAAGCCAAAAAAGCUAAAAGAGAAAAUUUAACAGCACAGGAGAUUAGAAUAGCCAGAGAAACUGCAGAAUUAUUCAAAUCCAAUAUUUUCAAACUUCAAAUUGAUGAACUUUUAAAAGAAUUAAAAGUCAAAAAAAGUCAUGAAGAAAAAAUGGAGAAAGUAUUGAGAAGACUACAUGAUUUGAUAAAGCAAAUUCCUCCUGUCGAAAAUUUAUCUUUACAACAAGCAGAAAAUUUAUUCAAUCCAAAGAAGAUUGUUAUCCCAUUUCCAGAUCCUAAACCAGUAAAUGUAAAAUACACUUUUUCAUAUUUACCUCCUGAAGAUUUGUCAUUAGUAGGAUCGUAUGGAUUGAAAACUGGAAUCAGCCAAGGUCUGAGCAUAGAAGUUUCAAUGACAAUGCCUUCAAGUUUAUUUCAACCUAAGGAUUAUUUAAAUUACAGAGCUUUAUACAAGAGAUCAUUUUACUUAGCAUAUGUUGCGGAACAUUUAAUCAGUUUAACAAAGAAAAAUAAUUUACCUGUAAAAAUCACAUAUCAUUAUCUUAACGAAGACAUAUUAAAUCCUGUUCUCAAUAUCGAAAGUAUUCAAACGGAGAAUAAAGAAGAUUUAUCAUUUUUCAAGACUAAAUACACCAUAAAUUUAAUUGCAGCUUUUCCAUUUGCUAUAUUUGAUGGAAAAAAACUAUUACCAGACAAAAAUUGUAUUAGAGUUUCAAAUAAUAUAGAGGAACAACCAGCAACUACUUUAUAUAAUUCAAGCAUUUUAACCCAAUCAUCAUAUGACUAUUAUUUGAAAUAUCUAUAUACAAUGAAAAAAUCAACUGAAGCGUUUAAAGACGCAUGUAUAUUGGGAAGACUUUGGCUACAGCAGAGAGGAUUUGGAUCUUCAUUCAGUAAAGGAGGUUUUGGACAUUUUGAAUUUGCAAUUUUACUUGCAGCUCUUCUUCAAGGUGGUGGUGUAAAUAGCAACAAAAUCUUAUUACAUGGAUUUUCAUCAUAUCAAUUGUUUAAAGGGGCUAUUCAAUAUUUGGCAACAAUGGACUUGAACAAAGGUUACUUAUCAUUUUCUUCUUUAAUUGGAGAAGAGAUACCAUCCAAAUAUAAAUCUGAUGGAUUCAAUAUUCCAACCAUCUUUGACAAAAACACUAAAUUGAAUAUACUAUACAAAAUGACAACUGCCUCUUAUGAAGAUGUUAAAGCAAAAGCUAAUCAAACUUUGGACUUAUUAAAUGAGGUGGUGAAAGAUAGAUUUGAUCCAAUUUUACUUCAAAGAUCAACGCAACCAAAUUUAAAGUAUGACAUAACCUUAUCAUUGACAUUACCUGACGAAAUACUUGAUACAUUUGGAGCACUUGAGAAAAUCACGUUCUUAACUUUUAACAAUUUUUUCAAGCAUAAAUUAUACAAUUUGAUAAAAACAGCCCUAGAAGAUAGAGCAACAUUAAUAAGAAUUGAAAAUGAUAAAGUCAAUAGCACUUUUGCAAUCCAGAAAAGGAAACCUGCUAAUGGUGGUUUGACAUUCAACAUUGGGUUACAAUUGAAUAGUGACGAAUCAGACAAAUUAGUAACUAAAGGACCAAACAAUGAAGAUAAGGAAAAUGGAACUAAAUUUAGAUCUUUUUGGGGCUCAAAGGCUACUUUAAGAAGAUUUAAAGAUGGGUCAAUUCAAAAUUGUGUGGUUUGGCCAGUUUCUGAUAGAGAACCAAUAGUUGUAUCGAUCAUUAGAUACGUCCUUGACUUACACAUUCUUAAAGAUUUAACUCAAUCACUUCAUACUGAAUGUGGACUUUUUGAUAAAAUAUUACCCCUUUCCUUAUUACCAACUGCGUCAAAUCAAACUACAAAUUCAUUAUACAGUUUUUCAAUAUUAAGAAGUUCUUUUGAAAGUUUGAAUAAAACAUUGAUGAACUUAGAACUACCAUUAAGCAUUAAAUCGAUAAUGCCAGCAUCUACAGCAUUAAGAUAUUCAUCAGUUCUUCAACCAGUUCCAUUUGCUGUUUCUAAUCCAGAUUUUUGGAAUGAAUGUAUUUUACAAUUUGAAAUUUCCAGUAGAUGGCCUGAUGAAUUAUUAGCAUUGGAGAAAACUAAGACAGCAUUUUUAUUGAAAAUUGCAGACGCCUUAAGAGAUACAAAUUACACUACUACAAUUGUUGAUGAUCACUCGAUUCCAUUUAAUGAAGACAUAAAAACAUUAAACAUUUUAACACCAGAAGGAUUUGGUUUCAAAAUCAAAAUUUUAACUGAAAGAGAUGAAUUGUUGUAUUUAAGAGCUGUCUCAAAUGCAGGAAGUCAAAAAUCAAUUGCUCAAAAUGUCUACUUAGCAUUUGUGAGAAACUAUCAAGCAUCAGUGAAACAUACAAGAACAAUUACCCUGUUGGCUCAACAUUUUCAUUAUUAUUCUCCAACUGUGAGGUUGGUAAAACAAUGGCUAGACUCACAACUACUUUUAAAUCAUUUCACUGAUGAAUUAAUAGAAUUAAUUGUUUUGAAACCGUUCGUUGAUCCAGCACCAUACUCCAUUCCCCAUUCGGUUGAAAAUGGAUUCUUACAAGUACUUUCGUUCUUGGCUCAUUGGAACUGGAAAGAAAUACCAUUAAUACUUGACUUAGUUAAAAGUAAUGCGGCGGAUGAUGGAAUUCAUAGUGAUAAAUUAAGCAUACAAACUUAUAGAAUUAUAGAAGAAAAUUUCAACAGAAUAAGACAAUCAGAUCCUUCAGCAAUUAAGACUCAAUUUUUCAUUGGUUCAAAAGAUGACCCUUCAGGAAUCUUGUGGUCAAGUGAAUUGGUAUUACCUAUAGCAACAAGAUUAACUGCAUUAGCAAGAGCAACAAUAGACUUAUUGUUAAGUAAAGGUAUUGAUGAAAAAUCAUUAAAUCUUAUUUUUAAACCAGCAUUAAAAGAUUACGAUUUUACUAUCAAUGUAAAAUCUCAAAAUUUAACUACAUCAUCUGGGGUAUUGCCUCCAAACACUUUCAAAAAUUUAAUACAACCAUUAACUUCAUUUCCUGAAGAUAUCACUUCAAAAUAUGACUUAACACAAUUAUAUACUAAAAAGUUGAAUGAAUAUUAUGGAAAUAAUAUAAUCUUUUCAAGUAAAAAGUUCAUUUGUCUAAAUAAUCAAUCAGGAGAAAAUGUAAACAUUGUUGGUGGUUUAUUUGUACCUUCAAGUUUAGGAAAGAAAAAAUUUAGAGUUAAUUUGGAAACUAAUGUUGAACCACUAAAUGAUGAAAAUAAUGAAGAUGAAGUCAAACUUAACAAAGCUGCUAUAUUUGAUCAUAUGAGAUUAUUAGGUGGGGAAUUAGUUACUGAUUUGAAUGUAAAAAAAUAA